Messenger RNA from Triplophysa dalaica, 1764 nucleotides. RefSeq lists its product as uncharacterized. The record is from RefSeq and is a predicted model, not a curated record. The transcript is spliced from 5 exons. Lineage: Eukaryota; Metazoa; Chordata; Actinopteri; Cypriniformes; Nemacheilidae. Bases 750 to 1391 code for a protein of 213 amino acids.
AAAGGAUGGACGAACUGACAGGAUUUCCUCCAGUUAAUAUCGUAUAUUCUCUUUAAUUGUCUUGUAGUUUUUUUAUUUUUUAUUAAUAUUUUAUUAGCAUUACCUUUUGAACACAUAGGGUAUGCUUGCAACCUUUGUUAGUUAUACAACCAGAAGUUAACUGUCAGCCGGACAAUAAACAAAAAGGAAACUGUUUGUCAUCUUAUUUUCUUGAGUUAUCACAAUUGCAUUGGUAUAAAGGGAGUAGGAAAAGUGAGACUCAUGUUAUAUGUCAGGUUUGUGUUCAAGUAAAUGCAUUUGCUAACGUUUGCCACUGUAGUACAUGUAGGCGUCUAGUAUACACUCUCAGUUUAUCUUUAACAUACACACUUGGUUUCUCUGUCUGGUGAGUGUAGAUGUCAAGACACUUAAUAAGAUUAGAUUGAGAGCUCUAGUCAGACACUAAUAUCCGUGAUUGAACUGUUUUACUUCUCUGAACUGUGUGACUAUUGAAUAAUCAAAUGCAAAAAAAAACUGCAUAUUCCUCCUUUAUUAAUUAAAUAUAAAUCACUUAACUUAACCGGUUGUUUUCGAGGAUACUUGUCCAGCUGAAGUACGGAAGUCUCCCUCUAGUCUUAAAAUUAGAAACACUUGACUUCCUAUUUGAUGAUUUAGACCUUUUAUAGAGCUCUGAAGUGGAGUUCACUUUAUGCAGUGUGUGGUGUGAAGCAGUUUUAAUUAUAUUAACGUGUUCAGAUCACAGCAACAACAUGAGGAUUAUUCAGCUUCAGUUCUGUGUAUUUAUGUGGUUGCAAGCAGCAGAGACUUUAGAUCAACUGACUGAUUUGGGACAGAAUGUGACUAUAAACUGUGAUCUGGAUGAUGAGGACGUUUAUUGGGUUUUACAGAAACAAUCAGAUUCUCCUACAGUGAUACUGCGCUCAUUCUCAAACCCAACAUUAGCCUAUCACUUCAAUAAAACAUUGAAAAAUAAAUAUUCAGUACAAUCUAAACAUCGUCUGGUCAUAUAUAACGUCACUGUAGAUGAGUUAGGAGUUUAUUACUGUAUGAACAAAGAUACACCUCCAAAACUCAGUCACAGCACACGACUGAACAUCAUUGAACCAACUCAACUGAGCGAGUUCAAUACAACUGAAUGCAAGAAUCACACAAAUGUAACAGAGCGAAACUCAACACAAUUGAAGACUUUCACUGUCAUAUCAGGUCUGCUGAAUGCUGUUCUGAUCAUUACAGGAUUCUUAAAUGUUGUUUCUGCUGAAAAUGGAUGUUGGAACAGAUCUGGAAACAGUUCACAACUUUAUAACACUGAACUGCAUCAGACACAACAUUUAAAAGAGCCUCCAGACCCAAAUCAAUUACAGUAUGUGACAGUGGUUUUCCGAGCUGUUUAAAAUAUUAAGAGCAGCCAGAUCAACAGCACCUACUGUAUGUUGCUAAAAAGCUGUCAAAGUAAAUCUGUAUCUGUGUACGGUGUCCUUGAUUGCCUAGUAUAUUGCCUUGAAUGACGAUAGUAAUGUUUUUCAAAUGUUUAAAUCAGUUUCAAUUUGUAUAAAAAUUCUAAUUUUGAAGAAGAAAACUAUUUUAUGUUUACCAACUUUCUGUUUUGUCUUGAUGUAUGAACAAAAGCGCUGCCAAACAAAUAUAUCCAAUUGUUUUUUCUGGAAUUUGUCUUUUAACAUCACAUGAGUGUUUAGGCCUAUGUGUGACAUAUUUUCAUUUUCAGCAAAUACUUGAAUAAAUAUAAUAUAAAGUCAACAAAAUGAU